Messenger RNA from Trichechus manatus latirostris (Florida manatee), 1272 nucleotides. RefSeq names its product heme binding protein 1 (gene HEBP1). The record is from RefSeq and is a predicted model, not a curated record. The transcript has 3 exons. The coding region runs from base 201 to 596 and encodes 131 amino acids. Gene Ontology annotation, molecular function: heme binding. NCBI's taxonomy places the organism in Eukaryota, Metazoa, Chordata, Mammalia, Sirenia, Trichechidae.
UGUUCCUUAGCAGUGUGUGCCCCUGGUAGCCAGACUUCCUGCUUCUGAGACAUCCCAGGUUGCUACUUUGUAUCUGUUAAGCACUGUGUAUUCUGUUUCUCAAGGAAGAAGUCUCCUAUGAGGAAAGGGCCUGUGAAGGCGGGAGGUUUGCCACAGUAGAAGUGGUGGAUAAGCCUGUGGAUGAGGCCCUGCGGGAAGCAAUGCCCAAAGUCAUGAAGUAUGUGGGAGGUACCAAUGACAAGGGAAUUGGGAUGGGAAUGACAGUCCCUGUUUCCUUUGCCGUGUUCCCCAAUGAAGAUGGCUCCCUACAGAAGAAACUAAAAGUCUGGUUCCGGAUUCCGAACCAGUUUCAGAGCAACCCUCCAGUUCCCAGCGAUGAAGACAUUAAGAUUGAGGAGAGGGAAGGCAUCACUGUCUAUUCCAUGCAGUUCGGUGGUUAUGCCAAGGAAGCCGACUACGUAGCUCGUGCUGCCCAGCUGCGCACCGCCCUGGAGGGUACAGCCACCUACCGGAAUGACGUCUAUUUCUGCACUGGGUAUGACCCUCCCAUGAAGCCCUACGGGCGUCGCAAUGAGAUCUGGCUAAUGAAGACAUGAGUGACUCAGAGCCAAGAGCUCCUGGAAGUGUGUCUCUGUGGCCAUUGACUCGAAUUCCAACUGUAGUUCCAGCUACCCAGCUUGCCUUCCAAAGCCAGUCACUGCCAAUUUUUUGAAAUAAGCAUGUUACAGAUACUGAGAGCCUUUUUCUCAUGGUGGGAAAUCACACCCAAGCUAGGCAGUGGCCUUCUGAUUGAUUUAGGAAAUUCUGUGCUAGACCAUCAAAAACCCCAGCACCGUUUUCCCAGCUAUCUAGGUUACUAAAAACUGAUUUUUUUUUUUAUUAUUGAAUUUGUAGUUUUUUUAUUGAGAGAAAAAUGUGAUUUGUAUGUGAUUCUUACAAGUGCUUUGUCUAAAAAGAAGCUGAAAAUAAAGAUCUUUGACUUAAAAAGCUGAGACAAAUCUUAAGUAUAAUUAUAUCUAAGGUCCUACAGUCUUACAGAUGAUAUAGUUAUGAGUACUAUUGAUGGAGGGCGGGGGCAGUGGUGGUUCAGUGGUAGAAUUCUUGCCUUCGAUGUGGGAGACCUGGGUUCGAUUCCCAACCAACCAGUGACCCUCAUGCUAAGCUACCACUUGUCUAUCCGUGGAGGCUUGUGCGUUGCUAUGAUGCUGUACAUGUUUCAGCAGAGCUUCCAGACUAAGAUGGACCAGGAGGAAAGGCCUGAUGAUCUGCUUC